AUGUCCCGCUUCGGAGCCAAGAAAGGCCGCAAGCUCCCCGGCGCCGAAUUCAGCUGGGAGACCGGCGAUGGAAGCGGCGAGCCCGAUACCGCGCCUACACCUCUCUUUCCGAAAUACCACGUUCCCCGCGCCAGAACCUUAACCCCUCGCGAGCAGAUCCAGGUGGACCUGUACCGGUCGUUGCGCGAACGCUUCCACGAUGGCCCGUAUUAUUCGGUGCUGGACUCGGCGACCACGGCGGCCAAGAAGGAGAGUGCCGCGCGGGCGCACUUCGAUCCGUUUCACGGGAUGCCUUCGUACUCGGGCAAGUACCAGAAGAAGAUGAGGACGCUGCCUAAAUUGGCGGGGAGGGAAUAUGUGAUGAAAUUCUUCCCGAAGGAACUGUGGCAGACCAUCCAGCCGAGCUUCAAACCCGAUUCCGCUAUGGAUGGAUACGUCCUGCGCAUCGAUCGGCCCGGUAUCAAGCGUGGCUUCGAGGAUGAGGAGGACGAGGAAGAUGACGAACCGGGCAAGAAGCGCCGGACCGGGGAUGAGGACGAUGCGGAGGCUGGCGAGAACGAGGAUGACGAUCGCGAGGUCCUCGAUCCUGAUGAGGAGGAAGAGGAGAUUGUGGAUGAUGACUUCGAAGACGAUGACGAUGACAUGGGCGGGGAUUACAAUGCCGAGCAGUACUUCGAUGGCGGCGAUGAUGAAUACGGCGACGACGGAUUCGGCGAUGGUGGUGGCGGGGGUGGUGAUGAGGAUACGUAUUAG
Molecule: messenger RNA, 753 nt
Organism: Aspergillus homomorphus CBS 101889
Lineage: Eukaryota; Fungi; Ascomycota; Eurotiomycetes; Eurotiales; Aspergillaceae
Product: DNA-directed RNA polymerase III subunit C31
Exons: 3
Coding region: 1-753 (250 amino acids)
Biological process (GO): transcription by RNA polymerase III
Cellular component (GO): RNA polymerase III complex
Source: RefSeq, a predicted model, not a curated record